UUUAAUAUUUAUUUGAUUCGGGUACGGCCUCGAUCACCAAACUAGAAGCAAACAGUUUUCUUUCUAAUAAUCUUUCACAGCUACACUAAUCAGCCUACUAUUCUUGUUUGACAUAGAAAGAAAGAACCCGGAGAGAUCCUUUGGGGGAGCCAAUGCAGAGAUAAAGGGGCAACCAACCAAAAAGAGUGAUUCAAUUGGUUGAGCAAGAUGUCGACAUCGACGAACCUGGUGGUCCUGGACAAUGGCGGUGGGCUAAUAAAAGCAGGCAUCGACGGCGAGCACGACCCCUUCGCCAUAGUCCCAAACUGCCUUUACCGCCCCCCAACAUCGAAGAAGUGGCUCCACCUCUACUCUGGCAAUGAAGACCUCACCUCUGCCGCCAUGCGCUACCCCGUGGACCGCGGCUACCUCAUAAACCCGGACCUACAACACAAAAUCUGGUCCCACCUCUUCUCCUCCGUCCUCCACACAAACCCUUCCAAAUCCUCUCUCAUCCUCACAGAGCCUCUAUUCACAGCCCCCUCCAUCCAACGCUCCAUGGAUGAACUCGUCUUCAAGGACUUUAACUUUUGGGCCCUCUACCUGGCCGAUUCUGCCUCUAUCGUCUACCUCUACAAGGCCAGCCGCAACAAUGCCAACGGGAUCCUCUCCAAGGCCCAACAAAGCCUCGUCGUGGACUUGGGCUUCUCCUUCACCCACACCUCCCCCGUCUUUCACAACUUCGCCCUCAACUACGCCAUCAGGAGAAUCGACCUCAGUGGCAAGGCCCUCACUAACUACCUCAAGGAUCUCGUCUCCUUCCGCUCCGUCAACAUCAUGGAAGAGACUUUCAUCAUCAAUGAUGUCAAGGAGAAGCUCUGCGGCUUAUGUUGUUCCCCCAACUAUGAUAUCCUCCUUACUGAAUUUGUUAAGUAUCCAGAUCAGGCACAACACUAUCUUGCAUUGAGGGAGUGUGGCCUUCCUUCUUCACCAUCAGUGGAUGCACCAGGGGAUGUGAAAUGCCUGGAAAUUGCUAAGCAGCCAGAGGACAGGAAGAUAGUUGAUUUGACAAAAAAUGAAUUUGACUUGACAAACAAACAGUUUCUUGUGCCAAAGAUGAUAUUUCGUCCUGCUGAUUUGGGUCUAUCACAAGUUGAGCUAGUUGAAUGCAUUGUACGUGUUGUUAAUGUGUGUCAUCCACAUCUUCACCCUGUACUCUAUGAAAGCAUCAUUUUAACUGGUGAAAGCACCUUAUUUCCUCAGUUUGUUGAGAGACUCGAGAAGGAGCUUCGGCCUCUAGUUCCUAAUGACUAUCGUGUGAAGAUAGCAACUCAAGAAGAUCCCUUACUAGGUGUUUGGCGUGGAGGGUCACUGUUGGCAUCAAGUCCAGACUUUGAAGCUAUGUGUGUGACCAAGUCUGAGUAUGAGGAGCUUGGUUCUGCUAGAUGUCGCAAGAGAUUCUUUCAUUAA
This is a messenger RNA of Glycine soja, 1449 nucleotides long. Its product is annotated as actin-related protein 6-like. Bases 208 to 1449 code for a protein of 413 amino acids. The record is from RefSeq and is a predicted model, not a curated record. Gene Ontology annotation, molecular function: nucleosome binding. NCBI's taxonomy places the organism in Eukaryota, Viridiplantae, Streptophyta, Magnoliopsida, Fabales, Fabaceae. Gene Ontology annotation, cellular component: Swr1 complex. The transcript is spliced from 8 exons.